Molecule: messenger RNA, 1458 nt
Organism: Durio zibethinus
Lineage: Eukaryota; Viridiplantae; Streptophyta; Magnoliopsida; Malvales; Malvaceae
Product: microtubule-associated protein RP/EB family member 1A-like
Molecular function (GO): microtubule binding
Source: RefSeq, a predicted model, not a curated record
UUCGAGAAUAGUAAUAAUAAAAAAAAGAAAAAUUAUCCGAAAGAAGAAAAAAAAUGGGGAAAUUAAAAGGGUCGGUGUCAGCAGACGGCCAUUGGGUUUCUUUCUUCUGCUUCGGGUUUUCUUUUUCAGAUGUCAGCCAUCCAUUUCCUUCCGUGUUUUCAGUUCUAAAAAUUCUAAUAAAUUCGAAAUCCAAAAUUGAAAAUCAUUUUUAAAAAACUCUUCCUUGUAUUACGCCUUAAUCUUUCCUCUUACUACCCACAUUGUUCUCUGUUUUGGGUUUCUUCUCUUCUUCUCUUUCUAUGUUAUUAGAGAAAUCUUAUUUGAAUUUGUGAGGCUAAAAGCAAAAUAAUAGUAAUAAAAAAAGAAAAACAGGAAGAAAAAGAAGAGAGAAAAUGGCGUCGAAUAUAGGAAUGAUGGAUAGUGCUUACUUUGUUGGAAGGAAUGAGAUUUUAACGUGGAUCAACAGCAGGCUUCAGCUUAAUCUCUCUCGUAUUGAAGAAGCUGCAUCUGGUGCUGUGCAGUGUCAGAUGAUAGAUAUGACCUAUCCAGGAGUUGUCCCAAUGCACAAGGUGAAUUUUGAUGCAAAGACAGAAUAUGAUAUGAUUCAAAAUUACAAGGUUCUACAAGAAGUAUUCAACAAGUUGAAAAUUGAAAAGCAUAUUGAAGUCAAUAGACUUGUUAAAGGCAGACCUUUGGACAACUUGGAGUUCCUACAAUGGCUAAAACGGUAUUGUGAUUCUGUGAAUGGUGGAAUUAUCAAUGAGAAUUAUGAUCCUGUUGAAAGAAGACUUAAAGGUGGCAAAGAGCGGAACUCAAAGGGUACUAAUAAGAGCUCAAAAUCUCUGCAAGCAAACAAUCUCCAUAACUCUGCCUCUGGAGAUACAGUUUCCAAACAAGGGAAGACGGGUGUAGCAGCAUCUUCAGGGGAUGUCCAGGCUUUGUCCAAGGAGGUUACUGAUUUGAAGCUCUCUGUCAACCUUUUGGAAAAGGAAAGAGAUUUUUACUUUGCUAAAUUACGAGAUAUUGAGAUACUUUGUCAGACUCCUGAAGUGGGGAAUCUUCCAAUGGCAAUAGCAAUAAAGAAAAUACUGUAUGCUGCUGAUGCAAAAGAAUCUGCACUGGAAGAAGCUCAAGAGUAUAUCAGCCAAAAUGCUGAUUCUGAUGAAACAGAAGAGGAAAAUGACCAUUGAGCUUUAACAAAUGAAAAGGCAGCUGGGGCUCCAAGUAACACUGUAACAAUUUUCUCCUCUCAAAUAUGCUGGAUGGAUGGCUAUGAAUUGAAUUACUGAAUAGCUUACUAGUGAAAUAGUGAUAUAAGAAAACAACAGUAGUUGCUGCUGUUUUGAGGCUUUCGUACUCAUGUUGUUUUGAUCUCUGAACCUUUUUUAAUGAAUGUAAUUCUUAUAUUUUUAGAGAAAUUAAUGCAAGGAAUAGUGUUAAACUUCAAUUAAAUUUGAU